AUGGAUGGAAAUAAUUUACAAGAAAUUGACGAGAAAUUAGAUUUAUUUAUGGCAACUUGGACGAAUGGUAUACGAACAAUUAAAUAUGAAUCUGGAAUGUAUACACGGUCACGCAAUGAAUCACGCAUCGAUCUUAUAAAAUUGCACAAUUCUCAAACAAAUACUUCAGAAGUUAUAAAGAAAAUACGAACAAUUAAAAAUGAAUCUGGGGGAUAUGCACGGUCACGCACUAAAUCACGAGUUGAUCUUAUAAAAUUGCACAAUUCUCAAACAAACACAUUGGAUUUUAUAAAGAAACUUAAUGAAAUGAUGAAAGAGAAAUAUAAAAUAUAUGGAAUAACUAGAGAUGAGAAUGAACAAUACAUGAUUGUUCUUGAUUAUUAUUUUAACAAAAGAGAUAUUAAAAAAUAUGGAGAGU
This is a messenger RNA of Cetraspora pellucida, 418 nucleotides long. The record is from the annotation of a GenBank genome assembly. Lineage: Eukaryota; Fungi; Glomeromycota; Glomeromycetes; Diversisporales; Gigasporaceae.